This is a messenger RNA of Cynocephalus volans (Philippine flying lemur), 1866 nucleotides long. It is a transcript of the gene CD19, whose product is annotated as CD19 molecule. The record is from RefSeq and is a predicted model, not a curated record. NCBI's taxonomy places the organism in Eukaryota, Metazoa, Chordata, Mammalia, Dermoptera, Cynocephalidae. Gene Ontology annotation, cellular component: external side of plasma membrane. Bases 1 to 1686 code for a protein of 561 amino acids. The transcript has 15 exons. Gene Ontology annotation, biological process: B cell proliferation involved in immune response; regulation of B cell activation; B cell receptor signaling pathway.
AUGCCACCUCCUCUCCUCCUCCUCUUCCUCCUCUUCCUUAUCCCCGUGGGAGUCAGGCCCCAGGAAUCACUGCUGGUGAAGGCAGAAGAGGGAAGCGAUGCUGUGCUGCCGUGCCUCCAGGGUCCCUCAGACAGUCCCCCUGGGCAGCUGGCCUGGUAUCGGGGCUCCAAGUCAUCUCCCUUCUUAGAGCUGACCCUGGGGUUACCAGGCCUGGGCAUCCAGGUGGGACCCUUGGGCAUCGGACUGCUCAUCUUCAACAUCUCAGACCAGAUGGGAGGAUUCUACCUGUGCCAGCCGGGGCCCCCCUCUGAGAAGGCCUGGCAGCCUGGCUGGACAGUCAGCGUGAAAGGCAGCGGGGAGCUGUUCCGGUGGAAUGCCUCAGAACUAAAUGACCCAGGCUGUGUCCUGGGGAACAGGUCCUCAGGGGGCCCCAACCCCUCUUCUGGGCACCCCUCCAGCUCCCAGUUGUAUGUGUGGGAUAAAGACCACCCUGAGAUGUGGGAGACAGAGCCUGAAUGUGCCCUACCUAUGGGCAGUCUGAACCAGAGCCUCAACAACCAAGACCUUACUGUUUCCCCUGGCUCCACACUCUGGCUGUCCUGUGGGGUGCCCCCUGCCUCUGUGGCCAGAGGCCCCCUCUCCUGGACCCAUGUGCAUCCCAAGAAGCCUAACAUCUCAUUGCUGAGCCUAGACCUGAGAGAGGACACCCCGGUCAGAGAGUUGUGGGUCCUGAGGAUCCGCCAGGAAGGGACCCUUCUGGUGCUGCCCCAAGCCACAGCUCAAGAUGCUGGUACUUAUUAUUGUCACCGUGGCAACCUGACCAUGGAGAUACAUGUGAAGGUCACUGCCUGGCCAGCACUAUGGCACUGGCUACUGAAGAUUGGUGGCUGGAAGGUCCCAGUUGUGACUUUGGUUUAUUUGAUCAUCUGCCUGGGUUCCCUGGUGGGCUUUCUUCAGAUUCGAAGAGCCCUGAUCCUGAGGAGGAAAAGAAAGCGAAUGACUGACCCCACGAGGAGGUUCUUCAAAGUGACGCCUCCCCCAGGAAACGGGGCAAAUACCCAGUACGGGAACGUGCUAUCCCUUCCUUCGCCCACCUCCGGCACGGGACGCGCCCAGCGCUGGGCUGCAGGCCUGGGGGGCGCCGCCCCGUCCUACGGAAAAUCGCGCCGCGACGUCCAGGAGCCAGGAACCGCGGAGUCGCGGAGCCCGCGGGGACAGGGCCCAGAGGAAGAAGGCGAGGCCUAUGAAGAGCCGGACAGCGAGGAGGGCUCCGAGUUCUAUGAGAAUGACUCCACCCUUGGGCAGGACCAACUCUCUCAGGAUGGCAGCGGCUAUGAGAACCCCGAGGACGGGCCCUUGGGUCCUGAGGAUGAAGACUCCUUUUCCAACGCUGAGUCUUAUGAGAACGAGGAUGAGGAGCUGCAGCCAGCAGCCAGGACCACUGACUUCCUGAGCCCCCACGGGUCUGCCUGGGAUCCCAGCCGGGAAGCAGUCUCCCUUGGGUCCCAGUCCUAUGAGGACAUGAGAGGGAUGCUGUACGCAGCCCCCCAGCUCCGCUCCCUUCGGGGCCAGCCUGGUCUGAAUCAUGAGGAAGAUGCAGACUCUUACGAGAACAUGGAUAAUCCUGAUGGGCCAGAGCCAGCAUGGGGAGGAGGGGGCCAUGUAGGAACCUGGAGCACCAGGUGACCCACAGCUGACCAGCCUGGGCUUCCUCAGACCCCUGAGAUCAACACCUGACUCCGAAAAUCUGGGGACUCCAAGCAGACGGUGUCAACUUCAGAGCAACGUUGCUCGGGACGCGCGCGCGUGUGUGUGUGUGUGUGUGUGUGUGUGUGUGUGUGUGUGUGUGUGUACAUGCAAGUGAAA